Cryptococcus wingfieldii CBS 7118 is the source of this 2838-nucleotide messenger RNA. Its product is annotated as ubiquitin-conjugating enzyme family protein. The transcript is spliced from 13 exons. Gene Ontology annotation, molecular function: protein binding; ubiquitin conjugating enzyme activity. NCBI's taxonomy places the organism in Eukaryota, Fungi, Basidiomycota, Tremellomycetes, Tremellales, Cryptococcaceae. The record is from RefSeq and is a predicted model, not a curated record. The coding region runs from base 1 to 2838 and encodes 945 amino acids.
AUGUCGGACGCCGCCCUCGUGCAGCUCCUCGACAUGGGCAUUCCCCUCGGAAGGGCGAGGGCCGCGCUCAAACGCACCAAGGGCGAUAGCAUGAGUGCUGCUGAACGAGUGUUCGCAGGAGAGUUUGACGAGAUACCAUCUGACGACGAGGGAGAUGCGGAAGCGAAUGCCUCGGGUUCCGCUCAGAAGAUCACUGAGCAAGUCAAACAGGUCGUCACAAUAAGCGACUCGGACGAGGACAUGGUGGAAGACGAUGAAGAUGCCGAGAUCUCUUAUGGCGAGGAAGAUGACGACGGCUAUGAUGAUAUGGACGAUGGGUUUGGAUAUGAUGGUAUGUCGGACGACGAGCCGCAUGCUUCGGACCCUUAUGCCGGCAUCUUCUUCUCAAAGGACCGAGUAGAAGAGGUUAUCGAACCGAUUGACGACGACGAGUUCAAGACUGUCCCUACGCCGAGCGGAAACACCAAGAUCAAGAUUCUGGGGCGAGGAGCGUGGAUGAGUGGCUGUCCUGAAGGAGGCGAACAGAGCUUCCUCUUUCAGCUGUAUAACACUCUAGAAGAAGGCCAAAUGGCAUGUUCCAACAAUUGUGGCCAUUCCUUCACCCGGAAGAAUCAAGACUUUUUCGGUCUCUUCCCAACUUUCCCAAAAUACACCGAAUACCUCGCCAACAUCAUCCGUCCCAAAUGCCCCAAAUGUGCCCAAAUCACCUGCCUCGCAUGCGCCGAGCGAGUCAACCGUCCAUCUGCCCUUCGAUCCCACUCUCUCGACUCUGUCAAAGGCAAAGGCCGAUCUUCCGCCACCCCUUCUACUACCGCUGAGAGCUUUGCCCCGGCCGAGUCUCUUUUCCACUGUGCCAACCUGCAAGGUGCCGUCCUCGGCAUCGGCCUGCACAUGAUUGACCAAAACUUUACAACUGGAAAAGACCAAACUCGGAAAGCCGCUCUAGCCGGUGGGAAGGUGACUCCGCCUACCAAGAAGAGAAAGACUGGUAGCGCAGGGGAAGAUGCCGAUGCUGCGGACACGACUUUUCAGCUUCUUGGGAAGGGCAAGUCGGCUGUGAAAGGGACUGGAUAUGCUGGAGAACUUGCAGAAGACAGGACGGGGCAGAUUGCAGCUGAAAAGGCUCAAGCCGCCGCCGACGCUCUUGUCGCUUCUCUCCUGCAACAAGUAUCCGUCUUUCUUCCGAACCCUAAUCGAGCAGGUGGCGGUCUUACAUCAGACCAUCACGUCCACCCAACUGUACUCGCCCACCUCCGACGCCGGAGCACGUUUGUGAACGACCUGCUUCGUAAUGACUCUCUCCUCGAUAUGAGCAAGCGCGGCGAUCUUUACCGCGCCCUCUUCGACUGGCUCGAGAUUGUCAGCGAUAACGAAAGUCUGUCGAGUAUGCUCGGUAUGCCCUCCAUGCGGCCCGCUCGAUCAGUCCAAACGCCCAAUGACCCCACUUCUUCAACAAUCACCUACGAAGGCGCGCCUUCACCUCGGGAACUGCUAGAGAAUGUUGUGAUUCAGGCGCAAGCGGCUUUGAGGGGUUUGCAGGGUGUUCAGUCGGCGGAUGAAGAGGAGAAGGAUAGGAAGUUGACGGAGGAAGAGUUGAGGGCGAGUAAGGCGGAGGUGGAUAGGUUGGCGCAGAAGAAGGUGGAGCAGGAGAAGAAUGAUGAGAACAGUGUGCUCAAGGCUUUCUGUUUGCGGAUCGUCAAGAGCGCGGAAACGAUCGACAAGCGGCUGGUUGAUACCAAGGGCAAAGCGUUUGUAGAACGGAUGAAGGCGCAAUUGCCGAGGAUCGAAGAAGGCGGCAACGUCGAGGAAGCUGUCGCAGCGGAGGAUGAAACGGACGAAAACAUCAUCAAGAUCUACGAGGAAUGGGCCACAAAAGCAAGAUUCCAGUACAUCGACCUCAGCACCGGCAGCACUACCGUCGGGGCACCGGCUUUCAAACAUGCGUAUAGCGCAUCCGCCUCCGGCAUUGAAAACAACAGCGCCCCCAAACGGUCUCUUGCUAUCGCCAAAGAGCUGGCCAUCCUCACGACCAACCUUCCCGUCGCUUACCAUUCCACCAUCUUUCUGCGCGUGGACGAAACCCGGGUCGAUGUGCUCAAAGCCAUGAUCACUGGUCCCGAGGGGACACCAUACGAAAACGGGUGUUAUCUCUUUGACAUCUUCUUGCCACUAGAGUACAACGUGAAAAGUCCGAUGGUCAAGUAUAUGACGACGAAUGGAGGUAGAUUUAGGUAUAACCCGAAUUUGUACUCGGAUGGCAAAGUCUGUCUGAGUUUACUCGGUACUUGGGCGGGUCCAGGAUGGAUUGCCGGUCAAUCGACCCUUCUUCAAGUUCUCAUCUCGAUACAAAGUCUGAUUCUCUGCGACGAACCGUAUUGCAACGAGCCUGGCUGGGCGAAUGAUGGUGGUAGUCCGCAAAGCAAAGCUUACAAUGCAAAUGUGAGACGGAUGGUCCUUCUUGAUGCCAUGGCCAACAAUAUGAAAAAACCUCCUCAUCCUUUCGAGAAUGAAAUCAAGACUCAUUUCAGACUGAAAGCCAAGACUAUCCGUCAACAAAUUGGAAAAUGGAGAGCGCUGGACGACAAGCAAGAAAUCCUCGGCGACAACUGGCGCGACAAGAACGACCCUGAAAACACCAACCCCGAAUCCAAACGAGGCUUUGCGCACUGUGCUAGGGAAGUCUUGAGGCUGUUGGAUGAGCUUGAAGGGAAGCCCCCCGGAGAAUACGCGGUCGAACCUAGUGGGGAAGGGAGUGGUGGGAAGGCGGGCGGGGCGAAAGAGAAGAAGGAGAAGAAGACGGUGUCAAAGCUGAAAGCUGCUAUAGGGAAGAGCAAAUAG